This is a messenger RNA of Melitaea cinxia (Glanville fritillary), 2710 nucleotides long. RefSeq names its product probable leucine--tRNA ligase, mitochondrial (gene LeuRS-m). The record is from RefSeq and is a predicted model, not a curated record. The transcript has 6 exons. Gene Ontology annotation, cellular component: mitochondrion. Gene Ontology annotation, biological process: mitochondrial translation; leucyl-tRNA aminoacylation. Gene Ontology annotation, molecular function: leucine-tRNA ligase activity; aminoacyl-tRNA deacylase activity; ATP binding. The coding region runs from base 19 to 2640 and encodes 873 amino acids. NCBI's taxonomy places the organism in Eukaryota, Metazoa, Arthropoda, Insecta, Lepidoptera, Nymphalidae.
UAUUAUUUGUACAUUAGUAUGAAUAUUUUUAAGCGAGGUACACGUGUAUUACCUAAGUAUAAACCAACAUCAUUUGAACUUAAAAAGUACAAAUGUAGUUUAAGUUUAUGGGAUCAAGAACUAAGUACUGACAUAAAACUGAAGAUUGAAAAUCAUUGGUCUGAGAGGGUUUUACAUAAUAAUAGCAAUGACAACAAGAAGCAAUCGUUUUAUGUUCUUCCAAUGUUUCCAUACCCAUCAGGUAAUUUACACAUGGGUCAUGUUAGAGUAUAUUCAAUUUCGGAUGCAAUAGCGAGGUUUCAGAACCUUAAUGGAAAACAUACCAUUCAUCCGAUUGGAUGGGAUGCCUUCGGUUUACCAGCUGAGAAUGCUGCUAUUGAACAUAAUAUUCCACCACAUAUUUGGACAAAAUCAAAUAUAAAAACAAUGAAAGACCAAUUAAUGCAGUUGGGAUUCAACUUUAACUGGGAUAAAGAAAUUAGCACUUGUGAUCCUCAAUAUUAUAAAUGGACACAAUACAUAUUUUUAAAGUUAUUUGAAAAUGGUUUAGCAUAUAGAGAUAAGGGAAAGGUAAACUGGGAUCCAAUCGAUAAGACAGUUCUGGCUGAUGAACAAGUUGAUGAAAAUGGUUGCUCAUGGAGAUCUGGAGCAAAAGUAGAGAAAAAGACCCUAACACAGUGGUAUAUUAAAACAACAAAAUAUGCAAAAAAGUUAUAUGAUGGGUUAAAUAGUGAGAAUUUAGAAAAUUGGAAAGAUAUAAUUAAUUUGCAAAAACAUUGGAUAGGUGAAUGCAAUGGUAUUGUAAUAGAUUUUAAAAUAAACCUUGGAGAUAAAGAGAAAACCCUUAAAAUUUGGUCAUCAGACCCAUAUAAAUUUAUAUAUGGUGAAUUUUUAGCUAUAAGUUCAAAUAAUGUGUUAUUACAAGAAUUUACUUCAUCUGAAAUAAAUGAUCUGGUUUGUUAUAACCCAAUAACUGAUAAAAAAAUCAAUAUCUAUGUUACUGAUAGUGUAAAUUACCCUGAAGGUAGAGACAUAUAUAUUGCCUGUCCAUCUGUAGACCCAGAAGACUAUAAGCUUUCAAAGUCAUUGAAUAUUUCAUGUAUGAAAGAAGUAGACUCCAUAGAUAUUAAUACUGAAAAUGAAAAAGCGAUUGCAAUAGCUCAAAAUAAAAAUUGUGGUGGAUAUUUUGUAAGUUCAACACUAAAGGAUUGGUUAAUAUCUAGACAAAGGUUUUGGGGUACACCAAUACCUAUUAUUCACUGUCCUCAGUGUGGCAUAGUACCAGUGCCAUAUGAAGACUUACCAGUGUUGUUACCUAUAAAUGAUUCUAGUGAUUUUAAAAGAACAACCUUGUCAAAGAGGAAAUCAUGGUUAAAUUGUAAAUGUCCCAAGUGUUCAGGUGAUGCCCAAAGAGAGUCAGAUACUAUGGAUACUUUUGUUGAUUCAUCUUGGUACUAUUACCGUUUUCUAGACCAUGAUAAUGAUAAAUUACCAUUUGACAAAGAAAAAUUGAUUGGAAAUACUCCAGUACACUGUUAUAUUGGAGGUAAAGAACAUGCAGUGCUACAUUUAUAUUAUGCUCGUUUUAUGAGCUACUUUUUACAUUCGCAAGGAAUGACUACAAUGCCAGAGCCAUUUAAAAAAUUACUAGUGCAAGGUUUGAUUAUGGGACAGUCUUAUAAGGUUAAAUCUUCUGGAAAAUAUUUACCUCCAGAAAAUGUUGAAAAAGUCGGUGAAGAAUACAAAGAAAAAGGUACAGGUGAACCAAUUUUAGUGCAGUGGGAAAAAAUGAGUAAAUCCAAAUAUAAUGGAGAGAAUCCCCAAAGAUUGUUGACAAUGUAUGGAUGUGAUACAACACGACUUUUGAUACUUGCUGAUGUUCCACCAGCUACGAGUAGGAAAUGGUCAGAUGCUACUUUGCCGGGAGCUUUAAAUUGGCAGCGUAGAUUAUGGAUGACAAUGAGAGAUUUUCUGAAGCACAGGAAAAAUACAGAUACAACUGGAGGUAAUGGAGUUCUUAGUAAAGAAUUUGAAGAAUUGGAGUCAAAAUUGUGGAAUUCAAGAAAUUAUAUUAUUGCAACAGCAACAUAUCAUUUUAAGUACACCCAACAACUCAGUGUUGCAAUUUCACGUUUACAGAGUCUGACAAAUGUACUACGGAAUAACAUUCCACCUGAAGUCAUAGCAAAUAGUAAGGAAUAUGAGCUAGCAUUAGCUUCUCUGAUUAUUAUGCUGUCUCCUAUAACUCCUCAUUUCUGUUCGGAGCUUUGGGCAGGAUUAGUAUCAGCUCCUGGUCGAGCAUUGUGUGCCUCUCCUUUUAUUAGUUGGGAUGACAAUGUUUUAAAGCAAAAAUGGCCGAUAGUAGAUCAAAACUAUCCAUUAUCAUUUCAGUGCAAAGUUGAUGGAGCUGACAGAUGUGAACUGAAAAUUGAGGCCUCAGAGUUAAAUGAUAUUACUGCUAAAAUGGCUUUGGAAAUUAUGCUAAAAGAAAAAGCUGUUGUAAAUAGAGUGAAAAGAGGCAUAUUAAAAACAAAAUAUGAAUUAUAUCCAAAUUGCCGUGCUAUAUUACACAUUUAUACAAAUAGAGACCUCACAGGUAAACAAAAAAAAGAAGAAAAAAUAUGUAGAUCUCAAGCUUAAUUAUGUUUCUAGUCAUAUGUAGAAUAUAAUUUAUAAAUAUAAACAAAAUUAUUAAAAAUAGACAAACAAA